Molecule: messenger RNA, 435 nt
Organism: Exophiala oligosperma
Lineage: Eukaryota; Fungi; Ascomycota; Eurotiomycetes; Chaetothyriales; Herpotrichiellaceae
Product: histone H3
Exons: 4
Coding region: 1-435 (144 amino acids)
Cellular component (GO): nucleosome
Molecular function (GO): structural constituent of chromatin; DNA binding; protein heterodimerization activity
Source: RefSeq, a predicted model, not a curated record
AUGGCGCGCGCGAAGCAGACUGCACGUCUCUCUACAGGUGGCAAACAACCCCGUCAAGCCCUUCACACCAAAACAGCACGAAAGUCAUUGAAAGCGCGUGCUACUGUUCCUACAACCGGAGUGAAAAGAGCUCGUCGGUAUAGACCGGGAACGGUUGCUCUGCGAGAGAUACGACGUUAUCAGAAAUCCACCGAUCUGCUGAUUAGGAAACUUCCUUUUCAACGCCUUGUCCGAGAAAUCGCCCAGAGUUUCAACUCGGAUCUCAGGUUUCAAUCAUCAGCCCUGGGCGCCCUUCAGGAAGCUGCUGAAAAUUAUUUGGUGUCGCUUUUUGAAGACACGAACUGGUGUACCAUUCAUGCCAAGCGAGUCACCAUACAGUCCAAGGAUAUGCAAUUAGCCAGACGGCUCCGCAACAAUAGGAUUUCUGUACCUUAA